AGGGAGGGCGUGAGCAUUCUGGGAAGAAGGAAUGGGGCCGCCGGCGGGGCCAGGGCGCUGCGGAGGGCAGCAAUCCUGGGGGCCCGGCGGGCGGGGGAGGCUAGGAUGCGGGGCUCCGGCCCGGGAUCCGGAAGAGGGUCGCGGGGACCCACGCGAGCACAAGUCCAGGGUCUGCGUUGGUGCGGGCGUGGGGGAGGGGGGGGCCGGGGCCGGGGCGGCUGCAUUCCCGCAGCUGCCUCCAUGUCAGGGUCACCCUGGGCCGUUCUCCACCCCUCUCUGCGAGGCAGCCUCCUCCUCCUGUCCUUCCCUCCCACCUUCCCUCCGCGGUGGGGCCGCCCGAGGUCCAAGGCCGGUGCCCCGCGGCCUGUGCCUGGGUGGGCUCCCACCACUUCUUGCCUCCCUCCGUCUUCCUACUUUCCUACUCCAUGGCGGCCUUGGCUUUAACCCCUUCCCUUCUGCUCGGGACCGCUGAGCUUGAAUUUCUUGGGACAAUCAAGGGUGCCUGGAACACUGGGCAGUCCUGAGCUCUGGGAUGGAGCCUGAGACGGCGCUGUGGGGCCCCGAUCUGCAGGGUCCUGAACAGAGCCCCAGCGAUGCUCACAGAGGUGCCGAGAGUGGGAACGAAGAGGAGAACGCUCAGCCGGAAAGUUCUGGGGAGGAGAUCAUCUUGGGAGAUCCAGCUCAGAGUCCAGAAUUCAAGGACCCAUCAGAGAUGCCCCCGGAGAGACCUUCCCAGGAUCCGACAGUCCCUCAGGACUCCCCAACCCCACUGGGUCACCCCAACCCCUUGGACCAGCAGACCGCUCUGGAUCCCCCCGCCCCUGAGGUAGUCCCUACGCCCUCGGACUGGACCAAGGCCUGUGAGGCCAGCUGGCAGUGGGGGACUCUGACCACGUGGAACAGCCCCCCGGUGGUCCCAGCCAAUGAGCCCAGCCUCCGGGAGCUGGUGCAGGGCCGCCCUUCUGGGGCGGAGAAGCCCUACAUCUGCAACGAGUGCGGCAAGAGCUUCAGCCAGUGGUCCAAGCUGCUGCGGCACCAGCGCAUCCACACGGGCGAGCGGCCCAACACCUGCUCCGAGUGCGGCAAGAGCUUCACGCAGAGCUCGCACCUGGUGCAGCACCAGCGCACGCACACCGGCGAGAAGCCCUACAAGUGCCCGGACUGCGGCAAGUGCUUCAGCUGGAGCUCCAACCUGGUGCAGCACCAGCGCACGCACACGGGCGAGAAGCCCUACAAGUGCACGGAGUGCGAGAAGGCCUUCACCCAGAGCACCAACCUCAUCAAGCACCAGCGCUCGCACACGGGCGAGAAGCCGUACAAGUGCGGCGAGUGCCGGCGCGCCUUCUACCGCAGCUCGGACCUCAUCCAGCACCAGGCCACGCACACGGGCGAGAAACCCUACAAGUGCCCCGAGUGUGGCAAGCGCUUCGGCCAGAACCACAACCUCCUCAAGCACCAGAAGAUCCACGCCGGCGAGAAGCCGUACCGCUGCACCGAGUGCGGCAAGAGCUUCAUCCAGAGCUCGGAGCUGACCCAGCACCAGCGCACGCACACCGGCGAGAAGCCCUACGAGUGCCUGGAGUGCGGCAAGAGCUUCGGCCACAGCUCCACCCUCAUCAAGCACCAGCGGACCCACCUGCGCGAGGACCCGUUCAAGUGCCCCGUGUGCGGCAAGACCUUCACGCUGAGCGCCACGCUGCUGCGGCACCAGCGCACGCACACGGGCGAGCGGCCCUACAAGUGCCCCGAGUGCGGCAAGAGCUUCAGCGUCAGCUCCAACCUCAUCAACCACCAGCGCAUCCACCGCGGCGAGCGGCCCUACAUCUGCGCGGACUGCGGCAAGAGCUUCAUCAUGAGCUCCACCCUCAUCCGCCACCAGCGCAUCCACACGGGCGAGAAGCCUUAUAAGUGCUCCGACUGCGGCAAGAGCUUCAUCCGCAGCUCCCACCUCAUCCAGCACCGGCGAACGCACACGGGCGAGAAGCCCUACAAGUGCCCCGAGUGCGGCAAGAGCUUCAGCCAGAGCUCCAACCUCAUCACCCACGUGCGCACGCACAUGGAUGAGAACCUGUUCGUGUGCUCCGACUGCGGGAAGGCCUUCCUGGAGGCGCACGAGCUGGAGCAGCAUCGGGUGGUCCACGAGAGGGGCAAGACCCCGGCGCGCAGAGCUCAGGGCGACAGCCUGCUGGGGCUGGGCGACCCCGCCCUGCUGACACCGCCCCCAGGAGCCAAACCACACAAGUGUCUUGUCUGCGGAAAGGGCUUCAACGACGAGGGCAUCUUCAUGCAGCAUCAGCGGAUCCACAUCGGAGAAAACCCCUACAAAAACUCGGAUGGCCUCAUCGCACACCCAGCCCCCAAGGCGCCUCAGUUCCGACCCCCCAGGCUCCCCUUCGGAGGCAAUUCCUACCCAGGAGCUGCGGAGGGCCGAGCUGAACCCCCCGGACAGCCCUUUAAAAUGCCCGAGGGGCAGGAGAGCUUCAGCCAAAGGCUGGGCCUGCUCUCUUCCAAGUCCUACAUUUGUUCCCACUGUGGAGAAAGUUUUCUGGAUCGGGCUGUGCUCCUCCAGCAUCAGCUCACCCACGGCAAUGAAAAGCCCUUUCUCUUCCCUGAUUAUAGGAUUGGUCUAGGGGAAGGGGCCGGGCCCAGCCCCUUCCUAAGUGGAAAGCCCUUUAAAUGCCCUGAAUGCAAAAAGAGCUUUGGCCUCAGCUCUGAGCUGUUGCUGCACCAGAAAGUCCACGCAGGUGGGAAAUCCCAGAAGAGUCCGGAGCUGGGGAAGAGCUCUUCUGUCCUCCUGGAGCACCUCAGGAGCCCCCUGGGGGCCAGGCCCUACAGCUGCUCAGACUGUGGGGCCUCCUUUCUUGAUCGCCUGGCGCUCACCCGGCACCAGGAGACCCACACCCAAGAAAAGCCCCCCACACCUGAGGAUCCCCCUCCAGAAUCAGCCACCCUGUCCACCGGCCAGGAAAGUGCGGCAGAGGCCCCCACCCCCACGGGGAGUGGCCACCAUGGGGACGGGGAAAACCCCAAGACCCUCUUGGAAGAAAAGCCCUAUUUGUGCCCUGAGUGUGGAGACGGCUUCACGGAAGUCGCAGCCCUCCUCCUACAUCGGAGCUGCCACCCCGGGGUCACCUUGUGAAAUGGGUCUCUGGAGACCAAGGGCCUCUCUCUCCUGAGAGGAACACUGGCUCUCCCCAGAGAUGGUGUGGGGGAAAGGAGGAAAACCCUAUCAGGUUGUAGAGAAGCGGAGGAUAAAGGACCCGGGGUAAAAAUAGUUCUUUUACAUCAGUGACGAGAAACCCUAUAAAAAUGUUGGUGGGAACCACUUAAUAAGGCAGUAGAGAAAAACUGUUGGGUUAGAAACCCUAUAAAUAUGUAGGAAAAAAAAAAAAAGCCCUUUAAGUCUGUAGCAGAAAAACCCUAUAAACCAUAGUGGAUAAAAGCCCUAUUAAUUGUAGGAAGAGGUCCCAAUACGUCUCUAGGCAACCCUAUAAAACUGUAUCAAAAUCCUUGUGAAACUAUAGGGUCGGGGAAGUGCAGGGAAUCCAGUGGCAUUGACUUGAAAGGAGUGACCCUCAGAAGGUGUAGCAGAGCCUCCCAUGAACUUGUCCCGCAGUGUUCCCUCCCCCUGGAGUUCGGAGGGGGCCUCUCUCCCAGAAGCCUUGGCAGUGACACUGAGGAAAAUGCUUAGCUGGGGACUAGUGUGGGGGGAGGUGAAAAACAAGGGAGGAGGAGCCCCCAGGCCCACAGAGAAGAAACCACCUGGGGAAGGAGGAGAAACUAGGAGGAGAAAGUUCAGCUCGCUGCCCUGGGGCUUCCUCAGGGGAUGAGGCCGAUCUUAGGUGAUCGCAUGUUAGAGGAAGAGGCCCACGGAAUUCCUUAGGAGGAAGAACCCAAAAAUGGGGAAGGAAAAAAAAAAGUGAUGUCAAGCCUUUUUAAAGGCUUAAGUUUGGGGUGCAUAGGAACUUCAAAGAACACUGGGAAACCACCACAAUAGGGGGCAGGGAGGGAUUUCUGUUAGGGUGCUUUGAGGAAAGCAAGCCAAGGUGAAGUGGUGUCUGGAUGGAGGCCAGCAGACUCGGGGCUGCCCAGUGCUCCCCGUUUCUGGGAGCUUGUUAAGCUGCAAGUGCAAGCAGAUCCCAGCUCCAGCCACCAGGGCUGUCCCCCCCGGCCAGGCAGGACGGGGGACUUCGACUCCAAGAGGCCUCCCCAGAUGGAGGGUCCCGCCUACCCAUUCUCAGGUCUCGCCGUCAGGAGCGGUCUCCUGCCAUCUAACUGCCACCAGACUCGCUGCCGUGGCAGCUCGCAUCCUCGAAUUCUGCCCUCAGUGGAGAGGGGGAACCCGCUGCUAGUCGACCUCCAAAGAAUAAAGCCCUUCAGAGACUCAAGGCUUGUGUGUGGUUAAAUCCUCCCUAGACUUCUCUUCUCCGAGUCAAAAGAGCCACGUGUCAGUUCUCUGUGGCCACGAGGGACAGCGAGUCGACAGAACAGCGCUCGGAUUAGCUGGCAACCUGCUUUUUUAAGCCUCACUCUUCCAUCUGAGCUGUUAGCCAGGCUGCUGGUGGGAUGAGCCAGCCGGCACAUAGUGGUGGGCAUCCAGACACCCCACAGAUGGGGCCACGGGUCCCUGAAGAGCAUCCAGAGGCCUGACCACCUUCCUCACCCUGGUACUUGGAGUGCUCUGAGGUGGUGAUGACCCAGCCCGAUCGUGGCCUUGGAAGGGGACAGAUCCCACCCUCCUGGGCUCCUCUCCUCCUUAGCCAGAAACCUCCAGAGGGAAAUGGAAGGAUGAGAAACCCGCUCCCCUGCCAGCCCCAUCUCCCGUCCUCACACACACACAGUAAUGCCCUUUCAUUAACCCAGCCGAGCCCGCUAACAUAACUGGGUGUGUGUGUGUGGCGGCAGGGGUUGGGGGGAUACAGAGACUGCUGCCCUAGGAAAUGGUCAAGUGGAAACUCUCGCGACACCUGUAAUAAGAACCACCCUCUAACCCAGGAGACUCUUAAAGGAGAGGACUCCGUCCAGUGCUGGGUCCAAAGGAAGUGCCCGUGGGCCCCAUGCUGGUCCUCGACUCAGAGAACUGAGAUGCUAGGUGAGGGGGCCUUUCCCUGGAGAGGGCGACCCGCAUUCCUCAGAGCUGUGGAAGAGACCUCUAAUCCCACGACCUAAAAGCCUGAAUGGUGAAAGCACUUCACCCUUCAUCUCUCCUGCCCGCCCGAAGUGAUGACCUUAAAUUCAAAGGAUCAAAAUCUAGAACACUGUAGGAGGAAAAACCCAGGCCUGGUGGGGAGAAGGGAGAGGCAGGCCUUGGAUAAUUGUGGGGAGACACUUGUCACCAUCUGCAUAAAGCCCCAGCCCACCCAAGCGCCAGGCCAGAAAGCACUACUGAGAGGGGAGAAGGAAUCUGCCCGCCGAAUCUCUACUGACCGAAGCAUCAGCAGAGGGGGUGUCCCUGUGAGACUAAGGAAGAGGAGACAGUCCUCCAAGUCAAAGCAGAUUUGUUCUAGGAUGGUAGUAGAAAGAAACCAGUUGUAGAGACAAAGCCCUUGUAAAGCUAGAAACAGCUCCCCUUGGAAACAGGUCUGAGGACUCUGUCUUCGGAAGAGUCCUGGAGAGCAGCCUGUGGGGCUCCAGGGCCAGUCUGGGGUGGUAGCGGGUGAGGUGGUCAGUGUGGUCGAAGGCCAGCCGUCAGCCUGUUGAGGACUAGGGUGUAGCAUACAUAGUAGGACGCUUGCAUGUGUAGGGAUUGGUGAGGGCCAGCAGUCUUGGCUCCGGUACUGAAUGGAUGACGUGGGCAUGACUAGUUGGGGUCCGGGGUUUUGUAGCAGGAAAGGGGCCGAAUCAGAGACCUUUGGGGCCUGACUUGUUCUCUCUUGCCCACCUCCCCAAACUUCUUUACCCAGGUGCUUCCCUCCCAGAGCGAGCUGCAUCUUGGGAGGAACUAAGCAGGGAGUGGCCUGGGGAGGUGGCCUCUGGCCAGAUGAGGCAAAGGCCCAGGGGACGGUCGUGGCACAUGCCCACCAGAACUUAGUCCAAAAGGUGCAGCAUAGCCAAAUCCUCUUGUCCGGCUCCUCGCAGGCCUGGCUUCAGGCUUCAGAAGUGCCCUGGGGGAGGAGCCCAACAGACAGGUCACAGGGUCACUGGCGAAAGCAGAGGGGAGAGUAGACACUGAUCUGAGCUUAGGGUGCAACUUGAACCUCUAUGGCUGUGGAGGUCACAUGGGAACUCGACAGAACUGGGCAUGGAUCCUGAAUGGUGGGGACAUUUGAAACGGUCACAGCCAAGAGGGGAGAUUCCAUGACACCUGCUCAGGAGGCGAGCAGCCCCCAGACUCCUUUGCCCCUAUUAGGGAAGCCCCACUCAACCUGACUUGUCCCCGUGGAGUGAAGAGAGGCCCCACUUUUGAGUGUUGUGUGUCAAUAACAGUGUUGUGUCACCGGUGGUCAUGUUGAUUAGUUGAAGAGAAUAAAGGGAAUAAGAUUUCCCAGGUG
Messenger RNA from Lutra lutra (Eurasian river otter), 6491 nucleotides. RefSeq names its product zinc finger protein 629 (gene ZNF629). Gene Ontology annotation, molecular function: RNA polymerase II cis-regulatory region sequence-specific DNA binding; DNA-binding transcription factor activity, RNA polymerase II-specific. The record is from RefSeq and is a predicted model, not a curated record. Lineage: Eukaryota; Metazoa; Chordata; Mammalia; Carnivora; Mustelidae. The coding region runs from base 533 to 3139 and encodes 868 amino acids. The transcript is spliced from 3 exons. Gene Ontology annotation, biological process: regulation of transcription by RNA polymerase II.